UAGAAAAAGUCCAGAAAAGUGACUUGCAGUCGGACAUUGAUGUCCUUACAAUAGCCCAAUCAAUGGAUGUAAAUCAGUUCUAUGACAUAGGCGUAGCUCUUGGUUUCACCAUUGCUGAACUGGAUCGCAUAGAGUACAGGAGAUUCAAUGAUAGACAACAAGCUACCUAUGACAUGCUGUUGAUAUGGAGAGGGAGACAAGAAUCUAUCCUAGCAGCAAAGAACACACUCAUUACAUUCAUGGAAUCUUUCCAAUCAUCAGCAACUGAUGUAUCUAUUUCAGACAUUGGACCGAAUGGAGAGAUUCCUGAUAGUAUGUUGUUACAAGUUGCCCGUUGCAUCAGCAAAGAAAAGUUUUAUGAGAUUGGCAAUCAACUGGGAUUUGACAGGACAGAAUUACAGCACAUCGAACAUCGAUCGUUGUACAAUAGAAAGGAUGCUAACAUCCAAAUGCUAUCGAUUUGGAAGGCAUUCCAAACAUCAAUGGAUAAAGGAGAGGAGAAACUGCAGAUGGUCUGGAAAUCUGUUACCGAAACGUCUCAAGCGACUUGCACGAAUGAUGCUGAGGAUGAAAAAGAGGAAACUGAUGGUGAGACCCCUCUGAAGCCGGAAGAGAAUCACAACCCAUCACCUCAACAAGGAUCAGAACUAGAUGAAGACAAAUACCAUGAAGAAUGGAAGAUCAUCGAAUACACAGAGUCAGACCAAGAUGGAACUGUUGAAGACAUCGACGCGCUUGGGGGUUCACCGAGUAAUGGCGAACUGUGUGGAGCCGUUCGCCUGGUUGGGAAUCUAAAUACGGCUCUCGACCUCAGUAGAGCUCUCCGUGUCGACGAAAACGACAUUAUAGGUCUUAUAGCUCCUUCCAACCCUGCACUAAUGGAAAGACUAGCAUGGCAACUCAUCAACCAAUGGUAUAGACGUUUAGGAAAACAGGAGAAGGAAGAGAAGUUGGCUAGGCUUCUGCAAGGAUAUAACAUCGAAGAAACUCAAACAGAUAUUUCUGAAAUCUCCAAAAAGAUUCACACGAAUCCAGACCUCCUACACCUCUCACAGUGGCUGGGUCUAUCAGCUUCCGAAAUUCUGAAGGUGAUGGCGUCAUGUCUGUCCUUGGAACCUGCCAUGAUACGUCAGGUUGCUCUACAGAUUCUUCAGAAAUGGACACAACAAGGAGGAACAAGACUGAGGUUGCUUGAAAUUGCUAGAGCUUUUCAUUUUAACGAUGCUGCAGAGCAGAUAGCCACAGCAAUUUCACAACAUCCAGGCUUCCCGGAUCCGUUUUCACAUGCCACCAUUGAUCACAAUGGUGGAGAGUUGAAGCUUGAUUGCCUUGGAAUCAGAGUAUCCAUUCCUUCGGGUGCGAUCUCAAAAGGAAUGAGAUCAAUUGCUACUUUAUGUGUCCCUAGGAGUAAUUCAUUUAACAUUCCCCUGGAUAAUGGAGAGGUUCUCGUGACACACAUCAUCCGAUGUUCCUUCUCGCAAGAGCUUCGUAAACCCGCGGCUGUGACGCUUCCACACUGCAUCCUCUCAGAUCGAUAUCAACAGAAGAAGGAAGACUUGUGUUUCAAGUUAUAUACCAAACUAGGACAAGGACAAUUUGGUUGCAGGGCUAUUGAAUCAUCGAAAGGUUUUGAGAUCUCAGAAGACAGGAUUACGUUCUCGACACGUCAUCUUCAGUACUUCGCUUUGUCUUCGAAUGAUGUCCGAGGAAUUCAGUUCAUCUGUGAGGUGUCACAACCUCUCUUCAAGUGCAACACUCCACAGCCCACUCUACGAAUCCGCAUAGCACAUCCUUACAACAAAGACUCUGUAGAGUUUCGGCAAAGAAAUGACAGCCGUUCGCAAGAAAUCUUCUACCAAGUUACGAAUGUUAUCAAAUUCACUCUGGAUUCAGCAGAAGACGAUAUAAUGCUAUUGUGUGUUUCUGACUCAGAGAAGACACAGGAAACCGUUCAUGUUGGUUCCCUACUCUCAGGAGGAUGUAUUAUAGCACACUUCAAUCUCCCGCCCUCUAGCGGCCAGAAAAGUGUCAGUGUCUGCAUUGAGCAGGGUUCAUCCACACUGGCAGAAGGAGAAAUACACAUUUCUAGUGAAGUGGAACCUAACUACGAACAGACUCACAGAAGAGGUAGAAUACGGUUCGUUUCGAACCACAUGCUGCAUAUGCUUUCUGGUUUAGUGUGUCAAAUAAAGGAGGCCUGUGAGCUUGGCUACAAACUCGGCCUAUCCUACUCAACGGUGGAGAAAUACCUCGUCAGAGCAGACUCUUCGGCCAGGAGUGUCUCAAGAUCAGGUCUCAAAGAAAUGCUUAAGGAUUGGAGAAGGCGUGUUCGACCUAGUGAGCAGGUUAACAAACUUCGCCUUGCAUUAGAGGCCGCAGGAUUAAGACGUGAAUCGGAAGUUAUCUUUCAAGAAAAUUGAAAUGAAGUCGGUCGCCAUUUGACACACUGAACAUCUUAGAGCAUUUUGUACAUUCGGAAAUACACACUUGAAGAAUUGUGUACAAGGAUUUUUCUUCUACGACUUCUUUUUCGCACAUGGACAUAUAACAUUGUGUGAAAAGCUUUGCAUAAUUUCAGAAAUUAUGUUUGCAUCAAUAUGAUUUAUUUUGUUCUCUUUUUCUUUCUUGUAAUACAUGUAUGUACGCAUAUAAUGAAUAAGUCAAUUAUAAUUUCUU
Lytechinus variegatus (green sea urchin) is the source of this 2676-nucleotide messenger RNA. RefSeq lists its product as uncharacterized. Gene Ontology annotation, cellular component: membrane. Gene Ontology annotation, biological process: netrin-activated signaling pathway. The transcript is spliced from 12 exons. NCBI's taxonomy places the organism in Eukaryota, Metazoa, Echinodermata, Echinoidea, Temnopleuroida, Toxopneustidae. The record is from RefSeq and is a predicted model, not a curated record. Gene Ontology annotation, molecular function: netrin receptor activity. Bases 63 to 2420 code for a protein of 785 amino acids.